AUAAAAAAAAAAUUGAGUUAUACAAAACCAAUAAAAACAAUUCAACCCUUACCUCACCCACUCCCACAACACACAUAACAAUAUCUAUUUUGAGUUUUAGACAUUGUUGUUGUUGUUGUUGUUGCCCCCUUUCCAAGUUCAACGUUGUUUACAAUGAAAGCUACUUUCAAGGGCAAGUACGACUCUGACAAAAACGCCGGCGCCUCCGCAUCUUUCGCCUUUCGAGCUGGCGAUGCUAGGCUCAGAGCUUCCAUGACCGAAGCCACACUCGUUGGUGGUCCGAGCUUGAACGGCUUACUUCUUUCUAUCGAUAAGCCUGGUUCUUUUAUUAUCGAUUACAACGUCCCCAAAAAGGAUUUUCGAUUUCAGUUCAUGAACACAAUUAAGGUUGCAGAGAAACCAUUGAAUUUGACUUACAUUCAUAGCAGAGGUGACAAUAGGACUAUAUUGGAUGGAAGUCUUAUCUUUGAUUCAGCUAAUAAGGUUUCGGCCAAUUACAUGUUUGGGACGGGAAAUUGCAAGAUGAAGUACACUUACAUUCAUGGUGGGGUGACAUCAUUUGAGCCAUCUUAUGAUUUGAUCAAGAAUACUUGGGACUUUUCUGUGUCUCAGAAGGUUUAUGGGGAUGAUGUGUUUCGGGCUUCGUACCAGACAACGAGCAAGAUGUUGGGGUUGGAGUGGUCAAGGACUUCAAAGAUAAAUGGAUCUUUCAAGAUUUCAGCAUCAUGCGAUUUGGCUGCAGAAGUUAAGGUACCAAAAUUAACCGCUGAGAGCUCGUGGGAUAUUGAGAUGUGAGAAACUUUCUAAUUCAUAAGCUUGUCGCUUGUUUUCCUUUGAACAUCUUCAAUUGAAUGCUCGGACAUCACUAUGCCAUUAAUUGGUGUAUUUCUAUUUAUGGGGCAUCUUCGUGCCAUCUUCGAUUAAAUAACAACUUAUCUUUCAAAA
Molecule: messenger RNA, 945 nt
Organism: Cannabis sativa
Lineage: Eukaryota; Viridiplantae; Streptophyta; Magnoliopsida; Rosales; Cannabaceae
Product: outer envelope pore protein 24A, chloroplastic
Exons: 3
Coding region: 154-795 (213 amino acids)
Biological process (GO): regulation of monoatomic ion transmembrane transport
Molecular function (GO): voltage-gated monoatomic cation channel activity
Source: RefSeq, a predicted model, not a curated record